AGGGGCAAGAGGAUAAACAAACCCUUCAAAGCCGCGGCAGGAUGGUGAAAGAGAACCUCGAAUCCAGGGCGUCCUGGCACAAGGCAGAACUCUCAGAGAAAGCUAGAGCGAUUGCGAUGGAAGCCGUUAAUUUCAUCGAGCAAGCAACAGCCCUCGACAGUGAAGUUGUGCAGAACAAGAUAAACGACUUGAAAACUCAGAUCGAUGACUUGAAGACAGCCCAGUUAACAGAAGACAAACUACACGUUGACUUUGGCAUAGUGCCAGUUGGCAUGCGGGCGAAUCCUUCGUCAAGGAGUACACUAAUCGCUAAUUCCAGCGAUAGUGAAAGAAUCAGCCGGAUGAAGGAGCUAACCAGCUUCUUCCGCAACGUGAAACGCAAUGAACAAACGUCACCAACCACGCCACAACACCGAGUCAAGAUUGCUAUCAUUGAUGAUGGUCUUGAUUCGUCUCUCUACAUAAUUGAUCGUACACAUUGUCGAGUUGUCGCCGGACAGUCUUUUUGCACGUCUUACUCCGGGUAUAUUGACAACUACUAUGUCCCCUCAGGUAACCACGGUACCCAAGUUGCUUCCAUUAUCUGCCAGAUUUGUCCCGAGGUGGACCUCUACAUCGCCCGGCUAGAUGACCAAUACACGAGGUCCGGAAACAGGGUGAUCAACCCGGCGUCAGCUGAGAAAGCAAUCAUGUGGGCGACGGAUUGCGGCGUGGAUAUGAUCUGUAUGAGCUGGACAAUCGAAGACUCGGAUCCUGACGGUGAUCGCCGGUUUGACGGCCUGGGAAAGGCCAUUGACGAAGCAUAUAAGAACCGGAUCAUCAUGUUCUGCUCCGCCAGCGACCAAGGAGGGAGUUCGAUGGUGCGGUGCUACCCCGGGCAUUUCAAGGACAAAUCCAUUCGCAUAGGGUCCUGUUCGGCUUUCGAUGUCCCGUCGGUUUGGGUCAAUUCCAAACAGGUUGACUUUCUGCUACCCGGAGAGAAUAUCGUCAUACGCAACAGCGACGGCACAUCCGAGUCCCAGACAGGAAGUUCCUUCGCUACCGCCGUUGCGGCCGGCUUGGGAGGGCUGUUGCUGUAUUGCACUCUCAAGCUCGGAACGGGCAUCCCUCCGUCGGACAGAAAUGCCCGGCCCCAGUACUCUGAGGUAGCCAAAGAGGAGGAAGACGAGACCAGCUCUAGCGAGGAAAGCGGCCCUGAAUCCGACGCCGAAUCCCAUGAAACUCCGCGUCGGGGCGGUGUUAUCCGAGGUCAAAACGGGCCGGCCAAACCCGACAAGGACGAAGAGAUUUUAUGGGAUCGGAGUCGCAUGUUCAACAUCAUAAAUCAGAUGUCGGUCCCAUCAGGAAAAGACCAGCCGCUCCUCGCCAAGCCUGAGCACUUCCUCGUUGAAAAGAUAAAGGGACUCCUCAAGAAAAAGGGGAAAGGGGUUGUUGAUAUUGAUAAAUAUGGCUGGGACACAAAUUUCCAGGCUGCCCUGCGAAAGAUUUUACGGCAGCUGACAGAAACGCCGUCUCGUGCGGCUUUUGAGGAGAAUUUUCGAAAUUAAACUGGUGGUUCGCUUGAGCAGACUAGCAGAGGCUUGUGGUUAAAAAAUAAACCUCAAUGAUACUCGUCGGCUCCUGCCUAUCUUCCAAUGCCACUCAAUUUCGGUCAAAGGAGGCUUUGCCCCUCGGCUACACCAGAGGAUGGCAGCAAUAAGAGCGAAACGGCAAUGAUAUUGAGCUUGGUGGAUGCAACUAAUCGAUUACUGUUGUGGAUACGGAUAAAUCAGUAUGCUAUGAAUUUCAAAUUGAAGGAUUUUGACGGUAUGAUGCACAAAACAGAGGCUACCAUUUUGACCGAUCAUCGUUCGAUUCCGCUCUCCAGCCACAGACAGGAUCUGGCAACUGUAGACGGCUGCGACC
This is a messenger RNA of Canariomyces notabilis, 1905 nucleotides long. RefSeq names its product subtilisin-like protein. The record is from RefSeq and is a predicted model, not a curated record. The transcript has 4 exons. Gene Ontology annotation, molecular function: serine-type endopeptidase activity. The coding region runs from base 342 to 1547 and encodes 401 amino acids. Lineage: Eukaryota; Fungi; Ascomycota; Sordariomycetes; Sordariales; Chaetomiaceae. Gene Ontology annotation, biological process: proteolysis.